Leishmania braziliensis MHOM/BR/75/M2904 is the source of this 837-nucleotide messenger RNA. RefSeq lists its product as hypothetical. The record is from RefSeq and is a predicted model, not a curated record. The transcript has a single exon. The coding region runs from base 1 to 837 and encodes 278 amino acids. NCBI's taxonomy places the organism in Eukaryota, Euglenozoa, Kinetoplastea, Trypanosomatida, Trypanosomatidae.
AUGCUGUGCACCACCCAGGCCCUCCUUGCCUCGCUGCGUUACCGCAGACCGUACUGGAUGCUCUUCCUUAAAGGCGCCGACAACUGGAGGAUCUACACUGUUAUCCAGCAGCCAGACCACCAGCGUACGGAGAUGUUGUACCAGGCGUGGCUAGGCGGCCUCGACAGACCCUAUGUGCGGCCGAAGUGCAUGGCGCAUCAGCCGGUGUGGCUCAGCAAGAAGCGCCACCUCCUACAGAAGGCUCGCCUUGAGGGCCCCGAGACGUCCAUGGAGAAGUACGUACUUGAGUGGUACAAGAAGUUCCACUCCUUUCAAGGGACGGAGCGGCCUACCGCGGAGGACCUGCACACGGCCUUCGACCUGGUGGAGCGCCCGCUUGACCUCAGCUACGCCUGCCAGCUGCUGAGCCAGUGCAGGAACCACUACUACAUCUGCCUCGUUGAGGACUCGUUCGAGAUCUUCCUCGAGGCGUGUCUGCGGGUGGAUCGAAAGGACUGCGCCAGCUAUGCUCUCGAACAUGCGGAUGAGCUUGGCUUCUGGCACGUUAGCGACAACUGCCGGCGCUAUUUGUCCGGGGAGCAGACCUGGUAUAAGAGAUCACCGGUAGACCUCCUCUAUUACCCACUUGAGGAGAAUGCGGAGCGCAACGCUGCCGUUACGUCUGGCACCGCAGGGUCUUCGGCAGACACCUCUGAUAAGGUAAAGGGAGCCGAAAAGGCGGAGAGUGAGGGCGAGGCGGGGGUCACGGAUGACGAAAUUGCGCGACUGCAGUCGGAGCUGGAGGCUCUGGAAAGAGAAAUGGGGGCCGGGGAAGAGGACGGCACGGACAAGGACUGA